GCUGCGUCUGUCACCCGGCGCUCAGGUCAAGGUCAUCCUGGAACGGGCUUCCGGCUCGGGCCACAGCCAGACCAGCCGCGCGGGUCAGUCCUCCGGCUCGAGCCACAGCCGUGCAGCUCAUUCCUCCGGCUUGGGCGGCGUCGCCGCUGGCAUCGCCACGGCCUCCAGCAGCCGCAACUCCUCGGGCACAGCCAAGAAGCGUCGCCUCAAUGACAAUGACAGCGAGACCUCCAGCAUCGCAGGGGCCACUGUGACCAAGACUCGCAUUAGUCAGCACGCCUCAGCCAGCGGCCGCAUCACCGUGGAUGAGAUUGACCUGGAGGGCAAGUUCAUCCGCCUCAGCAACAAGGCUGACGAGGAUCAAUCUCUGGGCAGCUGGCAGGUGAAGAGACAAGUCGGCAAUGCCAGCCCCAUCGUCUACAAGUUUCCCCACAAGUUCAUUCUGAAGGCCGGAGGAACCGUCACCAUCUGGGCUGCAGGUGGAGGUGGAACCCACAAUCCCCCCACUGACCUGGUGUGGAAGAACCAGAACUCCUGGGGCACCGGCGACCUCCUGCAGACCUCCCUCAUCAGCGCCAACGGAGAG
Plectropomus leopardus (leopard coralgrouper) is the source of this 586-nucleotide messenger RNA. NCBI's taxonomy places the organism in Eukaryota, Metazoa, Chordata, Actinopteri, Perciformes, Serranidae. The record is from RefSeq and is a predicted model, not a curated record.